AUGUCACUACAAGAGAUUAUUCGAGAAACUAAAGAUGCCUUCCGUAAGAAAAACAAUAAGAAGUUAGAGAGUAUUUUCUCUUCAUCCUUACGGCAAACCCAUUGUUGUGAUCUUUGGCUUCUUUAUCUGCAAUACGCGCAGACUAAAUCUAAAGAAACAUUGCGUGAAGCACAAACUUACGCCUAUACUAGAACUAUGCUUAGUAUUGAAAGCACUGAUAUCAAAAUCCAGUACUUAGAAAUGUUGAUGCAAUCUGAAGAAAAAGACGCAAUCAAAGAGGCCUAUAUGAAAUCGCUUGAGGUGCCGCUGCUUAGAGUCGAAACACUUAUAGAGUUCCAUAGAAGUUAUGAAGCAACGAAACGAGGAGUAAAAACCUCAGAAGAUUUAGUAGCUAAAGAAGCUGCUGCUAUAGCUGAGUCCAAUCGGUUGCGUAAUGCAGUCCUUCCUGGGGCUGAGGCAGCUGCUGAAUACAUUCUUAAACGUCACCAAGAUAUGCAUCCUUUGUACCCAGCUAAUGUAACACUUUAUGCUUUGGAUGCAGCUAUUGAACAAAUGCCUACUUCAGCGCCUUUGGCGGUUUAUAAGGCCUUAUUCCUGGCUAAGACUGGUCCCUUGGAAAAUGCUUACUUUGCCAAUCCACAGACACAAGCGGUGGUGGCUGCUCAUGGGACAUCAGAACGGAAUACUCGUUUGGGAGAGAGUUUAACGGUUUCUUUGGCUAAAACUAAUGGGUCCUUAUCCGUACUGGCCGCCCUAACUAGUUAUCAGUUCGAUCCGGAUGCAUUGUUGAAACAAGCCCCACCAAGUAUUACAGCUCAGAGUGAUUCUUUCUACUUAGUCUUCUUCUCGGCCUUGUUGCGGCACCGGGAUAUUAUUGGUGUACGUAAGUACUUGGUGACUCUGACGCGGGAAGGUAAGAUUGGAGCACCUGUCUUUGUUUUCUGUGCGGCGGCUGAAGGUCUGGUGGCUCGUGAACGCAAGAAUGCAGGUGGGAUUCUUUUGGCCGGUCUUAAACGAUUCUUAGCCCAACGCGAUGCAGAGAAUGCCCGACGAGUAGCAGCUGAAGGUGCUCGUUUGCUUUUGGCUUUAGGAGAUGCCCAACGGGCCCGCACAUUGGUGGAAAUUCAAGCUAAGGAGUCAUUGGGUGGACCAGAAGAAGACUUGCGCGAUAGUGUAGAAGCAGUACCUCGUCUAGUAAUUGCUCAGCACCAAGUCCUUUAUGAACGCGGGUUUUUGGCUUUAGUGCCACUGCUAUCUAAAAUGUCCUAUCCAGCUGUCUACCAGUUUCUGGGUCGGUGCUACGGCUUGCAAACUGAGACUCCGCAGGAGGAAGUACCAGAAGCUCUGCUACGGUUUACAGCUGAAUUAUUGCCUAUUCGUGAAUCCCAUAACAUCUGCAGCAAUGUGAAUCUAGACGCAGUUGUACAACUACUGGCACAUCUGCCGGUCUGA
This is a messenger RNA of Nematocida homosporus, 1452 nucleotides long. RefSeq lists its product as uncharacterized. Gene Ontology annotation, biological process: mRNA 3'-end processing. The coding region runs from base 1 to 1452 and encodes 483 amino acids. Gene Ontology annotation, molecular function: mRNA binding; protein binding. Gene Ontology annotation, cellular component: nucleus. The record is from RefSeq and is a predicted model, not a curated record. Lineage: Eukaryota; Fungi; Microsporidia. The transcript has a single exon.